Messenger RNA from Rhinichthys klamathensis goyatoka, 3889 nucleotides. RefSeq names its product biorientation of chromosomes in cell division 1-like 1 (gene bod1l1). The transcript is spliced from 14 exons. The coding region runs from base 134 to 3889 and encodes 1251 amino acids. NCBI's taxonomy places the organism in Eukaryota, Metazoa, Chordata, Actinopteri, Cypriniformes, Leuciscidae. The record is from RefSeq and is a predicted model, not a curated record.
CUUCUUCUCCUGUUUCCUGUGUGCAGUGUAAACUUCCGGGUCGUCGCUCCCUCAGUAGCGCACUGCUGGUUCUGCUGUUUUCGGAGGUUGUGCUGGCCCGAGUUCUGCUGGCUUCGGUUCCGAGUGUGUGGCGAUGGCGGCUCUUCACCCCGGAGACCCACAGCUGGUGUCGAUGAUCGUCAGUCACCUGAAGACGGAGGGCCUGUUCGACCAGUUCCGCAGAGACUGCCUGGCGGACGUGGACACAAAGCCGGCGUAUCUGCACUUGCGACAGCGAGUCGAUAACUUCGUGUCCAAUCAUCUGGCCAAUCACACCUGGAGUCCACAGCUCAACAAGAACCAGCUGAGGAACAGCAUCAGACAACUGGUCCUGCAGUCUGGUAUGCUGGAGCAGGGAGUGGACCGGAUCGUGGCUCAGGUCGUGGAUCCGAAGGUCCAUCACACGUUUCGUCCGCAGGUCGAGCGAAUCGUCCGGAGGUUUCUGUCUCCCAACAGCCACGUGGAGGAGGACGAAUUUCCUGCUGUAGCUCCGCCCCUUCCUGUGGAGAACCCGGAACCGCUGACCGCAGAUGAGGGAACUGAUGCGGCUGCGAGUUUCAGCGCUGAUGAUCAGAUCCAGACCAGCGUUUCAGACCCGACCCACGAUCCCUCAGAGAACGAGAUGAUGGACAUCAGCCUCCCUGAGGAAGAGGAGGAGGAGAGCGAGGAGAUGAAGGAGGAGAAGGAGGAGGAGUCUGGGAGAGAUGGAGGAGAAGCAGAAGAACAGGAGGAGGACAGUAAAUCCUCCGGGAAGCUGAGAGAGGAGAGCCAGGAGCCGGAGCCGCUGAAACCCUGCAGUGUGAGACAGAAGACGAGAGAGCGGCUGAGAGAAGAGUACUCGCUGGAGGACUCAGAUCUGGAGGGUCUCAGUGACAUCAGCGUGAGUUCGGUUCACACCAGCGACCUGUCCUCGUUCAUCGACAGCGAAGAAGACGAGCCUCUGUGCGAGUCCACUGAGGAGGGAGAGAUCAGCUCUGAGGACGAGGCAGGGCAGAAGACGGGUGAGGACUCGGAGGGCAGCAGGGAGAAGAAGCCGCGCGGUGUGAGACAGGGAUACGUACACAAGCCGUUCCUGUACUCGCGGUAUUACAGCGACUCGGACGACGAGGUGACGGUGGAGCAGCGCCGGCGCUCUGUGGCCAAAGAAAAAGAGGAGCGUCUCCUGAAGCGACAGCAGAACCGAGAGCGGAUGGAGGAGAAGCGCAGACUGAGAGCAGCGCAGAACGAGGAACAGGACCGUAAGAGACUGGCGGAUCAGAGACCGCGAGCCAAAGAGGCUCGGAAGGAGAAGAAGGUCCUGGAGAAGAAAGUGGCUCUGAGCAUCCAGAGGAAGAGGGACUCCAGAAAAGAGGACGACAGGAAGAAAAGUGACACUGAGGGGGAUUCAGUCAACAAAGAUGUGAAGUCGGUGAGUCUGAAGUCAGUGCGACGACUGUCCGAUCUGGAAGAGCAGCGCAAGAAGAAAGCAGACGGCGAGGAGAAACUGCCUGAGAAGAACCGCGUUCACUCCUUCAUCUUGGAUCUGGAGCUGGGAACCGAGGAACGCCAGAGGACGGCUGGGAAAACGGUUCGGAAAGAAAAGGAGCGCAAGGAUAAAGAGAAGGAAAAAGAGCGCCCUGAUGAACGACUCAAGCACAAACUCCGAAAGACCGGAGACGGAGACGAGAAAGAUGGAGGAACCGCGAGAGGAGCAGCUGAUGAGAAGAAGGGGUCAAAGGUCAAGCCGGACCGGAAGAGUUCUGUCUCAUCCCGAGAGGUCAAGACGCUUGUGGCGGAAGCUGCGGAUGAAGAGAACCUGAAGAAAGGAAAGAGCGAGAAGGAGAAAGCCAAGGUGAGCGGCAAGAGUCUCCGGCGUCUGGACUCCACCGGCUCCUCAGAGGAGAGGUCAGAGGUCGAGGCGGGGUCAGAGGUCAGCCGGAAGAAAGACAAGCACCCUAAAGAGGUCCUGAAGAGGUCAAAGAGUCAUCCGGAGGGUAAACUGGGAGAGAAGCUCAAGGUGAGGUCUGAGAGGAAGGAUUCGUCGUCGGACAAGAAUCAUUCGCAGAAAUCAAUCUCGGAAAACGAGAGCGACGUCCGAAAGGUGGAGGCGGGGUCAAAGGUCAGAUCCUUAUCGGAGAAACACAGGACUAAAUCCCAGAGUAGUGCAGGAAAAUCGGAUAAAAAACCCGAAGCCAAGACUAAAAUAGGAAAAGAGGAAAGGAAAACCUCAGAGGAGAAAGCGAAGUUAGCGAAGAAAACAACCGAGAAGAAGUUGCCGAAGGAUCCCGAGAGGAUAUCGGGAGCGAAGGAGGAUUCGAGCGCUGGAGAUCCCGAAUCCGUGUCCAGCACCACAGUUCACCCGAACGACCCGUACGGUGCGCUGAGCGACGUCACUCCCGAAUCCGAGGACGAGGGCGUGUCCGUCGCAGAGCCCCGCCCCCUGAGCGCAGAGCCCCGCCCCCUGAGCGCAGAAGCCGACGCCCUCCUGAGCCUGAUGGACGUGUGCUCCUCCGCCUCGGAGCGCCGGGAGACCGAAGCGGAUCUGAAGAUGAAGGAGGCGGCGCUGACGCUGCUCUCCAUGGACCCCGAUCUCGCGCGCUCCUCGAAUCUCGUCUCAGAGUCUCCGGGCGACGGGAAAACACUCCCUACGGGCGCUGGAAGUGUGUCGUGUUACGCUGUGAACGAGUCCCAGGAUGCAGCUGCAUCUGUGGAGCCCAUGGAGACGGAGCCUCUGCAGGAAGUGACAUCAGAGGUGGGGGAUGAGCAGACAGAUGAAAGGGACAAAGAGAGAGACUCACAGAUACUUACAGCAGACGCAGCUGAGCCAACGCAGACGCUCACUGCAGAUGUUAAUGAGUCCACGCAGACGCUCACUGUAGACGCAGCUGAGCCAACACAGACCCUCACUGAAGUUGCAGCUGAGCCAACACAAACCCUCACUGCAGAAGCAGCUGAGCCAACGCAGACCCUCACUGCAGACGCAGCUGAGCCAACACAGACCCUCACUGAAGUCGCAGCUGAGCCAACGCAGACCCUCACUGCAGACGCAGCUGAGCCAACGCAGACCCUCACUGCAGACGCAGCUGAGCCAAAGCAGACCCUCACUGCAGACGCAGCUGAGCCAACGCAGACCCUCACUGCAGACGCAGCUGAGCCAACGCAGACCCUCACUGAAGUCGCAGCUGAGCCAACGCAGACCCUCACUGCAGACGCAGCUGAGCCAACGCAGACCCUCACUGCAGACGCAGCUGAGCCAACGCAGACCCUCACUGAAGUCGCAGCUCAGCCAACGCAGACCCUCACUGCAGACGCAGCUGAGCCAACGCAGACCCUCACUGCAGACGCAGCUGAGCCAACGCAGACCCUCACUGCAGACGCAGCUGAGCCAACGCAGACCCUCACUGCAGACGCAGCUGAGCCAACGCAGACCCUCACUGCAGACGCAGCUGAGCCAACGCAGACCCUCACUGCAGAUGCAGCUGAGCCAAAGCAGACCCUCACUGAAGUCGCAGCUGAGCCAACGCAGACGCUCACUGAAGUCGCAGCUGAGCCAACGCAGACCCUCACUGAAGUCGCAGCUGAGCCAACGCAGACCCUCACUGCAGAUGCAGCUGAGCCAAAGCAGACCCUCACUGAAGUCGCAGCUGAGCCAACGCAGACGCUCACUGCAGACGCAGCUGAGCCAACGCAGACGCUCACUGCAGACGCAGCUGAGCCAACGCAGACCCUCACUGCAGACGCAGCUGAGCCAAUGCAGACCCUCACUGCAGACGCAGCUGAACCAAUACAGACGGAUGAUAUUAAGCCGAUGACUGUCACUGCAAAUGCAGCUAAGCAGACACAGACCGUCACUGCAGAUGCAGCCUUAUGA